AUGAGCUCAAUAAUCUGGUUGUUCAAACAGGAAUUUCUAGCUACGACAGAAAUCAUGGAGGUGGUAUCAAGAGAAAGUGCCUCAUAUACAACUUACUUCGAUUCCAGAAAAUACCUGGAGUCCUUCUAUGCUGCACAUCUCCAAACCCAGGAAGUAGCUAAAGAAAUAACAUUUGUCCUCUCUUUUCUAUCGAAAGCAUUCGCUUCAGGUUGUAUACAAGGGGAUAAUUUGAUAGAAAUUGCUGCAGGUCCUACAAUAUGGCAUAUCCUCUCAGCCUGUGAAAAUUUCAAAAACAUCUACCUGACGGAUUAUUCCCAAAAUAACUUAAAUGAAAUUGAACUGUGGUUGAAUGAGGACAAACAUGCCUUUGAUUGGUCUCCAUACAUAAAACAAGCAUGUGAACUGGAAGGUGGGAGGUCCACACCUGAGGAGAAAGCAAAAAAGAUUAGGGAAAAGGUCUCCUUUAUGAAAUGUGAUGUCACCCAAGCCAACCCUCUCCAACCACUUUCACUGCCUCAAGUGGACUGUGUGAUCAUUGCAGCAUGCCUCAUUUGUGUUGCUUCAACAUUAGAAGAGUUUAAGGUGUAUCUGAAGAAUACUGUGUCUUUGUUAAAACCUGGAGGAUAUCUUGUAAUGACUGAAUAUCUCCGAGCCUCCAAGUAUAUUGUGGGAGAUAAAAUAUUUUCUGUUCUUUCAGUGGAGGAAAACUUUAUCAAGAAAGCAAUGGCUGAUUGCGGAUGUAUUGUUGAGGAGUCUCAGGUAUUCACAAUCUGCAAAUCCUACGGAGAGGAUUUCGAUAGUGAAGAUGUAUUUUGUGUAAAAGCUAAAAAAAUGUGA
This is a messenger RNA of Pelobates fuscus (common spadefoot toad), 837 nucleotides long. RefSeq names its product nicotinamide N-methyltransferase-like. The coding region runs from base 1 to 837 and encodes 278 amino acids. The transcript has 4 exons. Gene Ontology annotation, cellular component: cytosol. Gene Ontology annotation, molecular function: N-methyltransferase activity. The record is from RefSeq and is a predicted model, not a curated record. NCBI's taxonomy places the organism in Eukaryota, Metazoa, Chordata, Amphibia, Anura, Pelobatidae.